Messenger RNA from Penicillium pulvis, 2472 nucleotides. RefSeq lists its product as uncharacterized. NCBI's taxonomy places the organism in Eukaryota, Fungi, Ascomycota, Eurotiomycetes, Eurotiales, Aspergillaceae. The record is from RefSeq and is a predicted model, not a curated record. Bases 1 to 2472 code for a protein of 823 amino acids. The transcript has 8 exons.
AUGGACUGGUUACAUCUCUACAUCGGCGGAGCUGCGCUCCUGGUAUUUGCCCUCGUUGCAUUGGUCCUCCUCAUUUCGUUCCAGCAAGUCAAGGUAAACAUGGACCAGGGUCCAUUGACUUACGUGAAAUUUAUCUACGCGAACUUCCUGAAGCCUCACGACAAGUCCGGAUCGGGUCAACAGGAUGCGCUGGAGAGCUUCUACAGAACACAGGCCACUGUCUACGAUGCGACUCGUCGCCGUCUUCUCCAAGGUCGCGAGGAUAUGCUGGGUCUCGUGGCGGCGCAGUUAAAGCAUAAGGUUGAGAGCAAAGAGAUCAAGGCUGGAAAGGCAGUCUGGGUGGAUGUCGGCGGCGGCACUGGAUACAAUGUCGAGGCCAUGUCAGCUUUCGUUCCCGUGGAAAAGUUCUUCGAUCAAGUCUACAUUGUGGAUCUCUCGCCCUCGCUCUGUGAUGUUGCUCGCAAACGCUUUGAGCGCCUUGGAUGGAAGAACGUCACUGUCCUUUGCCAGGAUGCCCGAUCUUUCCAGCUGCCCGAGCGACAAGCCGAACCGCGGAAGAGUGCUGCUACAACCGAUCGCGCCGACGUGAUCACCAUGAGCUACAGUCUUUCCAUGAUUCCAGACUACUACAGUGUUGUGGACUCUUUGACCUCGCGCCUCACUCCUACUGGUGUUCUCGGUGUUUGCGACUUCUAUGUUCAAAGCAUCGUGGAUGUGUCCUCCCGCAACUACACUGGUGGUGCCUUCAACCGUCACGUUAACUGGCUCGGCCGUGUCUUCUGGCGCGCAUGGUUCGAUUUUGACCGUGUUAGUCUGGAAGCUGCUCGUCGUGACUACCUUGAGUACAAGUUCGGAACCGUGAUCUCGGCCAGCGACCGCAAUUAUCUUCUAGGUGGUAUUCCCUACUACAUCUUUGUUGGUUGCCCUAAAGAGAUCGCUGCCACCCCGUCCAGCCAAGCUGCCAUCGAGAAGCUCGAUGCCUCGUUCACCGAGUCUCCUUACCUGUCCCCUGCAAACCACCAGUCGGAAAUCAGCCAGGCCGUCGAGCAGAGCACUAGCGAGAUUCGCUCAAAGGCCUACGAGUCUGCUGUUAUCAACCUCAGUGCGAACCUGCCUCUCCCAUCUUCUUUCUACCAGAACCACCACUACCGAAUCCACUACAACGACAUGCUCCCAAAGCACACCCAGUUCCAAAAUGAGUACAUCUAUGCCUUCACCUGGGAAGACCCGCGUGUCGACCACCGCCUUUUGAACAUUGGUCCCGACGAUGUGAUCCUGGCUAUCACUAGUGCUGGUGACAACAUCCUCGACUACCUCCAGAAGAAUCCCCGACGUGUGCAUGCGGUUGACUUGAACCCUAACCAGAAUCAUCUCCUGGAGCUGAAGGUAGCCAGCUACCUUGCCCUGGGCCACCGCGACACAUGGAAGAUAUUCGGCGAGGGCAAGCACCCCCAGUUCCGCGAGCUGCUUAUCUCCAAAAUGAGUCCUCACCUGUCUAGCCAGGCAUUCCAGUACUGGCUCGAGCACAGCCAUGUUUUCACAUCCAAGUCUGGAGCCGGUCUCUAUGAGACCGGUGGCUCACGCCACGCCAUUCGCAUGGUUCGUUACCUUGCUAAGAUGUUUGGACUGGAAGGCGAGAUCCGCAAGAUGUGCGAGGCACAGACCCUGGCAGAGCAGCGUGAAAUUUGGCCGCGUGUCCGCAAGAUUCUCCUCAGCAAGCCGUUGAAUUGGGCCGUCGUGAGCACCGAGUGGUUCGCGUGGAAGGCUGCCGGUGUGCCCCGUAACCAGCGCAAUAUGAUUGUGGAUGACUUCUUCAAGCGUAACGGAUUGAACUCCGACAUGAAGCAGAGCAAGGAUGUCAGCGGCCAGUCGAUCUGGGAAUAUGUCGUGGACACUCUUGAUCCCGUGGUCAAGGACACCCUUCUCAGCAACGACAACUACUUCUACUACCUUUGCCUCCAGGGGAAGUUCUCGCGCAGAUGCCACCCGACUUACCUGUCUCCUCAAGCCCACGUCAAGCUUUCAACACCCGGUGCCUUCGAUGGUCUUCGCAUUCACACCGACGAAAUCAAUGAAGUGAUCAACCGCAUCAAGCCUGGUACAUUGACUAUCGCUGUGGUUAUGGACUCCAUGGACUGGUUCGACCCCACCGAAGACGCAGCAGCCGCUCAGGCCCGUCGUCUCAACCACGCUCUCAAGGUCGGCGGCCGUAUCCUCCUUCGUUCCGCCAGCAUCGAUCCCUGGUACAUCAAACACUUCGAGCAGAACGGUUUUACAGCUCGCCGUGUUGGCGCCCGCUUCCCCGGCACAUGCAUUGACCGUGUCAACAUGUAUGCCUCCACCUGGAUCUGCACAAAGCAGGAGGACGCCGUCCGUCCCAAGAACGGUCGUACAAUUUCCGCGCUCUCCCUCAGUGACAUCGCUGCCGCGACAGUGAAGCGCUCAACUAGCGUUGAGGACCUACAGAUCUAA